Messenger RNA from Syngnathoides biaculeatus (alligator pipefish), 4302 nucleotides. RefSeq names its product transmembrane and coiled-coil domains 3 (gene slc9d1). The coding region runs from base 350 to 2365 and encodes 671 amino acids. The transcript has 15 exons. Gene Ontology annotation, biological process: proton transmembrane transport; potassium ion transmembrane transport. Lineage: Eukaryota; Metazoa; Chordata; Actinopteri; Syngnathiformes; Syngnathidae. Gene Ontology annotation, cellular component: membrane. Gene Ontology annotation, molecular function: potassium:proton antiporter activity. The record is from RefSeq and is a predicted model, not a curated record.
GGAGGCUGGCUUGGUUCAGCUGCUAUGUGGGACGACUGGCCAGGAGUGGGGGGAGCCAUCGCUGUGAUACAACAAGCCGAUUGUUCCCGGCUUCUUGAGUCGUGCAGUGGAGUGCCAACGCAAGGCAAAUCUGCCCUCCAGCGGCCAGCUUGUGAACAGGGUUGCUAUUGACUUCUAGUCGCUGCAUUACCCAAGCAGCAUUCCAAGCACUGGAGGAGGGACCGGGGAGCAGUUUGGAACAUUAACAUCACUCAUCUUCACUAAUGCUCACAAAGGUGUGAGGCAGCUUGUGCGGCUACUCCUCUCAAGCAGUCCAUACACUCUAGUCAGGAGUGAAUAGCCUCUUUGGAUGCAGAUUGUUUGGUUCCUUUUGUGCCUUGCCCUUUCUGUGGCAUCUGCUGAGAAGCAGACAGAUGUGGCCCAGAAUGCCAACAAGCAGUAUCGUAGAAGCGUGGCCACAAACCAGGGCAAAUCUUGGUUGGUCAAUAACUGCAGGUGGCUGGGAAACCUCCUACGUCGAAAGAACGUUGUCGUCAGUAAACUGGAAGAUGCCGCGGCUGCUGUUAAGAGAGACCAAACACUUUCUGAACCUGAGCGUCACUUUCAGGUGCACACAAUUCAAGUUUUUCAGAAGGAGUUGAAUGAGAGCGAGCACAUGGUAUUCCAGGCGGUGCAUAGUCUCCAGAGGGCACUGCAGGGAGACUACAGGGACGUGGUCAACAUGAAGGAGAGCAGCAAACAGAGGUUGGAGGCUCUCAGGGAGGCAGCCAUACAGGAGGAACAGGACUAUGUUGAACUUUUGGCUGCAGAGAAGCACCACCAGGAGGCUGUAAAGAGUGUCCUUGCCAGGAAUAAGACUUUGUCUAUGGUCGACAAGAUCCUGGAGGAUGUCAGGAAGGCAGCAGACAGACUAGAAGAGGAGAUUGAGGAACAUGCCUUUGACAACAACAAGCAGAUGCAAGGAGUUAAUGUCGAAGCAGUGCUGAGAGUGGAGGAUGAUGAGGAGAAUGGAGGCAAGAGGAAGAACAAAUCAAGUCAGAGGGAAGCAGAAGCCGACUUAGGUCUAAGCAUGCUCAUUGACUCACAAAACAACCAGUAUGUGCUCACCAAACCCAGGGAUUCCACAAUGCCAAGAGCAGAUCAUCAUUUUAUCAAGGAUUUGGUCUCUGUGAUAAUGUUGUCACUACCCUGUGGCUGGAUGUGCACUCUGGUGGGUCUUCCUCCCAUGUUUGGAUACAUCAUCUGCGGGGUCCUGCUUGGACCAUCUGGACUCAACAGCAUUAAGUCUAUGGUCCAAGUGGAGACGCUGGGAGAACUUGGAGUGUUUUUUACCCUCUUUGUGGUGGGACUGGAGUUCUCCCCUGAGCGCCUUCGUAAGGUAUGGAAGAUAUCGGUGCAGGGUUCCUGCUACCUCUGUCUGCUCAUGGUUGUUAGCGGACUGUUAUGGGGACAAGCGCUGCAUAUUAAACCCAUCCAGACUGUCUUCAUAUCCACUUGUCUCUCCCUGUCCAGCACCCCAUUAGUGUCCCGUUUCUUAGUAGGGGGUAGCAGAGGGGAGAAGGAAGGUGAUCUUGACUACAGCAGUGUACUCCUUGGGACGUUAGUGAUGCAAGACGUUCAGCUCGGCCUAUUCAUUGCCGUCAUGCCCACUAUGAUCCAGGCUCAAAGUGGAGAGACAGACAGCUUCCUGUUUGGAAGUCUCCGUGUACUGUACCUCCUGGCACAGGUCCUGGUGUCUCUGGCUGUCGUGUUGCUUCUCUGUGGGUUGCUCAAAUCGUUUGUAGUUGGCGCCUUUUACAAGAAACUACAUGCUGAGAGCAAAGGCAACAAGGAGAUCCUGGUGCUGGGUGUAGCAGCUUUUGUUUUUUUCAUGCUCACGGUUACAGAGUUUCUGAAUGUUUCAAUGGAGUUAGGCUGUUUCCUGGCUGGAGCUUUGCUGUCCUCCCAAGGUCACAUGGUCACUGCAGAGGUCAAAGGAUGCUUUGAGCCAAUUCAAGAUUUCCUCGUCAUCAUCUUCUUUGCCUCUAUUGGUCUCCAUGUGUUCCCUACAUUUGUACUGUAUGAACUCACCAUUCUGAUGGCACUGACGCUCACGCUUGUCAUUCUCAAGUUCCUGAUGGCCGUGUUGGUGCUGUGUGUGAUCUUGCCGACCAGCUCUCGUCACAUUUGCUGGAUAGUCUCAGCUGGACUGGCGCAGGUCAGCGAGUUCUCCUUCGUCCUCAGCAGCCGUGCCCGUCGUGCAGGCAUCAUCUCAAGAGAGGUGUACCUGCUGGUUCUCAGUGUCAGCACCCUCAGCAUGCUACUGGCACCACUCCUGUGGAAAUUGACUACACACAAAUGGAUGUCACGAAGAACUAUGACAUGACCAGGACAAGACCUUACUAGGAGGUGGGAAAUCUGGGAGUAUCAGCACAAUUUCAAUUAUUCAUUUUGUAGCAUAUCAGAGUGAAAUGUUGUCAUUCGAUCCCAUCAUGUGGGGGCUGUCCAAAAGAAGGUUUUUGCUGAUAUUGCGCUAAGACAUGUUUAUAAUCUCACCUUCCAAAUUACAACACAUUUCUUCUAUUACACUCUUUUACAAUGGGUUUAAGCAACACCAUAUGCUACCUCUGUAGUUUUGGUUGGACCAAUUAUACUUUGAUACAUACAGUCACAACAACAAGUAGGUAAACACUUUGGAAUCUGCGUGAAUAUAAGUGUUCUAAUCUUCAUCUAAAUCACAAAAGUCUUUAUUCAGUUAUUUUAAACUAAUACCACACAUACAAUUCUAUGUUUUGAAUGAACACCACAACAGUACAUUGUGUGCGUGUGUGUGUGUGUGUGUGUGUGUGUGUGUGUGUGUGUGUGUGUGUGUGUGUGUGUGUGUGUCUGUGUGUGUGUGAGAGAUUGUUGCUGUUGUCACCAUGGUAACGAGUGCAACCAGUCGUGUUUGUAUUGAAAAAGCCCAGUGAUCGUAAACAAUGUGAUGUGGUAUCGGAAUACAACAUUUUAUUUCAGUAGUCUGACACAGUGCAAUUGUGAAAAACUAAAUUUGUCUUGUAGUCUGAUUCACAAUCACUGUAACACAGUGCCGCAAACAUAACAGAAAAGCCAUUUUUAUUCAUCCUCCUCCUGUUCACUGAAACCACUAAAGUAGAGUAUUAAGGUUGAACAACCUCAGAAAUUCUCACAUAUCAUAUCUCAGCCACUCCCAAUGUCAUAUUCAUCUUAAGUUUCUGCUGAGGUUACACUGUUCUCCUCACAAAGCACUCCUGCCUUUUAAUCUGUUAGUGAUAGUAGAUUCUUUCCCACUGCUUCACAUGUUUAAAAUCUUCCAUAAUAGCAUUCCAUGCAUCCGCUUUUUGUAAAAGUGUUUUAAAUGAAUUACAUUAAAAAUAGAUAUUUUGAAUUUGUGUGUGUCGUGCUGCUGUCAGGGCAACAAAAAGUAGCAUAGUCUUCUUCUACGGCCAAUUGAGGUAGUUUCUUCUAUGCCUACUGAACGUAAAUUCUCCUUUCUUUUCUCCACAUUGGAAGCCUCUGCCCACACAUAAAGUCAUUUCAAUGAAUUUGCAGGGAAACGCUCUCUGAUGCUUUGGUAUCAAUGGCGAGUACCGUAAAUCAUGUCAUCAUACUUAAAUAUGUAACAUCAGACACCAAAUAUUGUUUUGAAAGUAAAUGUAUACAUUCUGCAAAUCUAUUUACAAACCAUUCAAUAGAACGUGUUUAGGUAAAAGUCUUAAAAGCCAUAUGCAAUAUAUGCCAUAUGUUGAACACCAUCUGAAAAGGACCCCGACAUGCUUGACUAGUCUAGGAACUAUAGUUUCCUACCACCCACCAAAAGCAUUGAUGGUAGAAGAAUUGAAGCCUCUCGCUUGCCCGUUGGUGUGAAUGGUCGUUUCGAUGUGCCCUCAGCUUCGUUGGCGACCAGUUCAGGGUGUGCCCUGGCCCUCUCUCAAAGAUAGCAGGGAUAGGCUCCUGCAUGCCUGCGACCCGAGUGAAGACAAGUGGUACGGUAAUUGAAUGAAUGGAGCGGUCCAGGUGAUUCCAAAGGGAUCACAUACUUUUUCUUGGAACUUAUUGUAAAAAAUAAUGAUUACUGCACUAGUUACAUUGCAUUCCAGAUGAAUGUGCCUACACAACUUGCUGCUCUUCAUCCUGUUCAUCAGCUCUUCUAUGGGAUCAUCUUUGAUUUCUACUUCUCUAUGUAUCAACUGUGUGAAUUGAACUUGCCGUUUCUUGCUGUACUGCACAUACUGUACAUAUUACUGUCAAUGGAAAGAUACUCUUUGGUUUUGUCAUUUAUUUAUUAAAUAAAUUUAAAAAACA